Plenodomus lingam JN3 is the source of this 513-nucleotide messenger RNA. RefSeq lists its product as uncharacterized. Lineage: Eukaryota; Fungi; Ascomycota; Dothideomycetes; Pleosporales; Leptosphaeriaceae. The record is from RefSeq and is a predicted model, not a curated record.
AUGUCGGCCGAGCAGAUCUUCACGGGCGAUCUCCGUGCUGAUGCGAAGGAGUUCAACCGCGACAAGAACUCCCGCGUCAAGUGGGCGCAUGGACAGCAGUUUGGGCCAGGGAGGCGUGAGAGCGAUAGCAAGCCUCGCCCUGCCAAGAUACUCCCUCACAUCAGGUCAUCCUCUACUGGGCCCAUGAAGGCUCGCAACGCGCUCAACAAAGACAUGGCCUCGGCAAGCGGAGAAUCCUCAGCCGACGAGGAGAUUGAGCACCCUUCGACUGCCCCAGAUGCCGAGAUUGCCUACUCGUACGACGCCCAUCGGGGACCGAACCACGGUAGCCAGAUUCUGAACCACGCGCUGGAGAAGGCGAUUGAGCGGUUUGAAACCAAGGCGACCGAUACGCUUAUCAAGAACGAGUAUGAGGUGCUAGAUAGGGAUGCCGACGACGACGCUUCUGCAGCGCGAUGCAAGCGACGCAACGUUGCUCCCGAGGACGAGGAGUACGAGUUUGUUGAUGCGUAA